Messenger RNA from Quercus lobata, 1221 nucleotides. RefSeq lists its product as uncharacterized. The coding region runs from base 175 to 882 and encodes 235 amino acids. Lineage: Eukaryota; Viridiplantae; Streptophyta; Magnoliopsida; Fagales; Fagaceae. The record is from RefSeq and is a predicted model, not a curated record. The transcript is spliced from 2 exons.
GCCUCCAAUCAAUCCACGCUUGUUUCCUUUCUUUUUCAUUUUUCCUCACUGCAAAAACUUCGCUCCUAAUUUCCUAAUUUCUCAGACUCAGACACAGACCCUUUGCUGAUUCAACAAUUGGAGAAGAGUUAAUGUCACACAUUGAGGAUUUUGACAACACCGUAAGAUUCUGAAAUGCCAAAGGACAGAAGAGUUUGCUCCACUUACUGUCUUCGUUCUAGGAAAUCUCCAAUUCCUAUAAGUUCCAAGGAUGCCAGGCAAGACAAAUCCAAAACCUUUGGAGGACAAGGUGCGGAUGUGAAGGAAUGGGAAGAAGUUAGGUGCCCCAUCUGCAUGGAGCAUCCUCAUAGUGCUGUCCUGUUGCGAUGUUCAUGUUAUGAAAAAGGUUGCCGCCCCUACAUUUGCAAUACAAGCGACCGCCACUCUAACUGUCUCUCGAAGUAUUGCGCAUAUUUUGGUUCAUCAUGUGAAUCUCGGUCACAAAGAAAGCUUGUAUGCCCUCUUUGUCGAGGGCAAGUCAGUGAUUGGGUUGUUGUUGAGCCUGCACGCCAGUUCAUGAAUUCCAAAGCAAGGAGCUGUUCACAUGAGGCAUGUGAUUUUAGUGGGACUUAUGUCCAACUCAGGAAUCAUACUAGGAAAGAGCACCCCACAAGUCGGCCAUCAGAGGUUGACCCUGCUCGCCAGCAAGAGUGGAUAAGGCUGGAGCGUGAAACGGAAUUGAAUGAUGUUAUAUCUGUGUACCUAUCAGAUUUACAGGACAGUAGAGGAGAGAGCUUUUCACCAUCACGUAUUGACAGGUUUCGGAAUUUCUUGCGCCAGAUGAUUCUCUAUCCUGAGACUUCAGCAGAGCGGCGGGGAUCAGAUACUGUGAUAAUUAUCUAGCCCAAGUCUUCUGCAGAGCAGAGAUCUUCUCUUUCAUCUAGAACAUAAUGGAUUGAUCAGCACCAUGGGGAAGGUAGUUGGUUAGUCCAUCACAAAUCUUGUCCAUUCUUUUUUAAAAGUUAAAAAAAAAAAAAAAAUGUGGGAAGGUAUUAUUUAAAAAAUAAAAUAAAAUAAUUAUGUUGUUGUUACAUAUCAAAGUGGAUAUCAGUUUUUCCUAAAAUGGUUCAUAUAAUUCUGUUAGGUGCUGAAUACUUGAAUAGUUAAAAAAAAUUAUACAUUUUAAUUUUCCUCUUGGACAAUUACAUAUUGACAGUUGAAAGUCAUACUGGUAAGUGGUAA